AACAUUUAUUCAACCGAUUUAUUUAAUUUAUUGAAGCUGCAUAUGUAUGUUAAGAUACGAUGCAUUGACAAGGAGGUUAUUUUCAUGAUUGUAUAAAUACUGAAUCAAAACUGGAACUCAUCAUCAGUUUGAUCAUAAUCUUACUACAAAACAAUUCAAGAUGAAAAUUUUUUGCAUCGUGUUCGUCGCCUUGUUCGCCAUGGCUACCAGUGCUUCUAUUAGUGGUCAGAUUAUUCAAGUCAGUAAGCCUCGGCUUGUGCCAGCAGUUCAGAAACCAAGUGUCAAAGUAGUGUCAGUAACCCAACAUCGCGUAGUACCUGUUGUUCAACAACGCUUAGUGCCAGUAGCUAAAGCAAAAUUAGUGCAAGUUUCUGUACCACGCCCAACUGCCCAGCCACGCCUUAUUAUCUCUAAGGUUUCCCAGUCCCAGCCACUCUUAGUUCCAGCUGCUAAGCCUCGUGUCCAAGUACAAGUUGUUCGUUCUCAACAACAACCAGCUCGUCCACUUUCUCUUGCACAAGGACUUCGUCCCGGUUCACAAGUUCAUCAUGUUCAAGUUAUUAAGAAAUCAAAUUAA
Messenger RNA from Episyrphus balteatus (marmalade hoverfly), 577 nucleotides. RefSeq lists its product as uncharacterized. The coding region runs from base 161 to 577 and encodes 138 amino acids. The transcript has 2 exons. The record is from RefSeq and is a predicted model, not a curated record. Lineage: Eukaryota; Metazoa; Arthropoda; Insecta; Diptera; Syrphidae.